AUGUCAAAACAAAACGAUGUUAUCCUCAUUCCUUCCGAGACAGACAUUGAUGAGCAAGACGACUCUUCGCAACAGAUAAAGAGUCCUCUGCCCGCGAAAACGAAUGUGAUCUCAAUCUCGGAAACGCCCCAGCAAAAUGCACCCCUUGGAGCAUUCGUUCAAUCCGUUUUCACCUCUACCUUUUCAGACUCAGAUGACUUACUUCCAAGUCCCAGAAAUGCUCUUGGCAUUCCUUCUUGUGAAUCUAAUUCCAAAUUCGAUCGCUUGUCUGUGCGUAAGUUAACCCCACAGCCACGAAAAGUACCUGAAACUCCCUCACUUCCUCGUGAACCUAUCGUUCUAUCGUCUUCUCCUCCAUCGUCCGUGUCUCAUACAAGUCCUUUGUUUGCAAUUACUCCACCAUCUAAUUUACAUGUUGUGGAUAAUUUUCAAAGAGAGGCAGAAACUAUUGAUUUUGGAUCUUCCCCUCUGCGUGACAAAGUCGUUGAUUCCACAGUGCUUCCUGAUCCCCCUGAGAAGACCUCUUCCUUUCAUGAAAACAUUUUGGAUGCUCCAAGUAAUUCACUUUUUAAAAACAAUUCUCCAAAAGGCCUAUCAAAUGCUCUGGACGGGUCCCUUUUUGGCGAAAAAAAUUUACUACAAUAUAGUAUCCUUUCGAAUCGCUUUGCAGAUUCGGAGCGUCAGAACCAGACCGACGAAAGUGACGAAAAUUUUUUGACAACGUCUUCAGAAAAGCAAAUUAAGAGGAAUUAUGGAUUGUCGGGUCUACCGACUGACUCUGGCUUAAAAAACACCGAUUCCAAUUCGUCCUCUUCUUCUUCUUCUUCUAAACCUACUUCUCAUGAAAGUAGCCGAGAUCCGUUACUAUUUGAUUUACCUACUGUAGAUUUAGCUUCCACCCCAGGUUCCCGAAAACGUACCGUUGAUGCCCUGUCAACAAAUAACUCAUCUCAUUUAACCCAGAGCAAUGAUUUACAAAAGCUGAAAAAAUUGAAAAAUAUUUACUCAAAAAGUUUUCAAGGUUCUACCAAUGAUAAUCAAGAAGCAGUGCAUAAUACUUUACGGAAAUCAAAAACCAUGGGAAAAGUUGGUUUAUCCAAAAAGAAACUUGACGAAGCUGAAAGAAAGAAGAAUAAAGAAUUGCAGAAAAUAAAUAAGGUUAAGAGAACAAAAGAAGAGUGUUUAUCCGAAAUGAUUUUAUCGUUUUCUGAUGGAGAUUUGUCUUCUUUAUGGGGAGCUUCAGUCUCUGAAACCUUACAACCUUUUUCUUGUGAGGUCGUAUCUGUGAAGCAACAACCGAAAAACACUAUAUCUUGGAAAAGAAAAGUCAACACUUUUUUUGACCAUGCUGCCAAUCGAUUCGAUUUUGUUACAGAACAUAUACAGAACGAGCCAUUUUCACUCCAUCGAAUCCCUUGUUCUGAUUUCGUGACAAAAAUUGCUGACAACAUAUUGGAUGAUUAUAUUAAAUCCUGCAAACUUCAAUUUCCUAACAACAAACUCAUAAUUAUCUUAGAAGGAGUUACCAGUCAUUUUAAAAAUGUCAAAUCUGAUAUCAAUCGUCAGUAUGCUAACGCUGUAAAUACCGGUACAAAACCCUUGUUAUUUGGGUCGCUUUCUAAGUAUCAGACAAUCACAAAGGAAGUUCUCGAAAGUGAAGUCUGCAGGAUAAAUGUUCAGCAUAAUGUGUUAUUGAACUAUUCUAACGAUGAAAAGGAAACCGCCGAUUGGAUAGUGUCCAUUACUUCCGACAUAGCUUUGUCACGAUAUAAACAGUUUUCUCAUUUGUCUGCCAGGAUUUCUUUAGCGGAAAUAGGACAUGUAAAAUCUGCUGAUAGAGCUGAGAAUACGCUCAACUUUAUGCUAAGGCAACUACUGAGAGUUACUCCCAACAUUUCGAAUGCCAUUUGCGAUUACUUUCCAUCUAUUCCCAAACUGAUUCAGCAUUUGAAAGCAAAUGGUGAAGAAUCUUUGUCUAAUAUCAUGAUCACUACGGCCAUCAGCGAAAGAAAUCUUGGAACAGCUUUAUCCCGCCGUAUAUUUAAUACGUUCAUGGGUAGAAAAAGUGAAGAUGAUGCUCCGUAG
Messenger RNA from Schizosaccharomyces octosporus yFS286, 2085 nucleotides. Its product is annotated as Holliday junction resolvase subunit Eme1. NCBI's taxonomy places the organism in Eukaryota, Fungi, Ascomycota, Schizosaccharomycetes, Schizosaccharomycetales, Schizosaccharomycetaceae. Gene Ontology annotation, molecular function: nuclease activity; DNA binding. The transcript is spliced from 3 exons. Bases 1 to 2085 code for a protein of 694 amino acids. Gene Ontology annotation, cellular component: Holliday junction resolvase complex; nucleus. Gene Ontology annotation, biological process: double-strand break repair; replication fork processing; resolution of meiotic recombination intermediates. The record is from RefSeq and is a predicted model, not a curated record.